Messenger RNA from Schistocerca americana (American grasshopper), 2793 nucleotides. RefSeq names its product cytochrome P450 307a1 (gene spo). The transcript has 6 exons. Bases 1 to 1461 code for a protein of 486 amino acids. NCBI's taxonomy places the organism in Eukaryota, Metazoa, Arthropoda, Insecta, Orthoptera, Acrididae. The record is from RefSeq and is a predicted model, not a curated record. Gene Ontology annotation, molecular function: oxidoreductase activity, acting on paired donors, with incorporation or reduction of molecular oxygen; monooxygenase activity; heme binding.
AUGGAGGACCUGCGCUUAUCCGCCCCCGGCGACCCCCGCGACCACGAACGGCCGGCCGCAGCCCCCAGGCCGGCGGGCCCGCGGCCGCUGCCCGUGCUGGGCUCGCUGCACCUGCUGGGGCAGCACGCGACGCCCUUCGAGGCGUUCACGGCGCUGGCCAGGCAGUACGGCGACAUCUACCAGCUGACGCUGGGCGCCACGCCGUGCGUCGUCGUCAACAGCUACCCCCUCAUCAAGGAGGUCCUCAUCACCAAGGGCGCGCACUUCGGCGGCCGCCCCGACUUCAUCCGCUUCCACAAGCUCUUCGGCGGCGACCGCAACAACUCGCUGGCGCUGUGCGACUGGUCGGAGCUGCAGAAGACGCGGCGCAGCAUCGCGCGCAUCUACUGCUCGCCGCGCGCCGCCUCGGCCCACUACGACCGGCUGGAGCAGGCGUGCGCGCGCGAGGCGGCGGCCCUGCUGGGGCGCCUGGGGGCGGCGCUGCGGCCGCAGCCCGUCCACGUGAAGCCGCUCCUGCAGGCCGCCUGCGCCAACAUCUUCACCAGCUACAUGUGCUCCGCCUCCUUCGACUACGACGACCCCGGCUUCAAGAAGAUGGUGCGCACCUUCGACGAGAUCUUCUGGGAGAUCAACCAGGGCUACGCGGUGGACUUCAUGCCGUGGCUGGAGCCCGUGUACCGCGGCCACAUGCGCCGCAUCUCCGACUGGGCGGCCGAGAUCCGCCAGUUCAUCCUGUCGCGCAUCAUCGAGUCGCACCGGCGCUCGCUGGACCGCGCGCAGGGGCCGCGUGACUUCACCGACGCGCUGCUGCUCUACCUGGAGGAGGACCCGCUCCUCAACUGGGAGCACAUCAUCUUCGAGCUCGAGGACUUUCUCGGCGGUCACUCGGCCAUCGGCAACCUGCUGAUGCUGGCGCUGCGGGCCAUCGCGCUGCACCCCGAGGUGGGCGAGCGCAUCCGGCGCGAGGCGGACGCGGCCACCGGCGGCUCGCGGCUCGUGUCGCUCUUCGACAAGCCGGCCAUGCCCUUCACCGAGGCCACCAUCCUGGAGACGCUGCGCACCGCCUCGUCCCCCAUCGUGCCGCACGUCGCCACGCAGGACACGUCGGUGGCCGGCUACGCCGUCGACAAGGGCACCGUCGUCUUCCUCAACAACUACGAGCUCAACAGCGGCGAGACGUACUGGUCGCAGCCGGCCGCCUUCCGGCCCGAGCGCUUCCUGUCGGCCGACGGCGGCGCCGUCGUCAAGCCGGAGCACUUCAUCCCGUUCAGCACGGGCAAGCGCACGUGCAUCGGCCAGCGGCUGGUGCAGGGCUGCGCCUUCGUGCUGCUCGCCGCGCUCGUGCAGACGCACGACGUCGCCGCGCCGCCCUCCGGCGAGAUGCAGACGUUCCCGGCGUGCGUCGCCGUGCCGCCCGACACCUUCCCGCUCGUCUUCACGCCCCGCCAGCCCGCCGACUAGGCGCCGCCGCCGCCGCCGCAGAGGCCAGCACCGCCACCGCCCCCGCCCCCACCACAGCCGCAGCCGGCGGCUCGCACGCCCCCUCCUCCCCCGCAGCGAGAGGCAGCCCCGAGACGGCGCCCCGCUCCGGAACUCACCGUCAGUCCGGACUCCGGCGGCUCUCACUGAACCGAGGCCUACUUUCCCCUUACAUCGAUUGUAACCAUCUACAACUACCGACACUAACGUAGACACGGAUAGCAAUUCUAUUUCUCUAGACGAGGGAAUUAGGUAAUUUGUAGUGCAUCAAAUGCUCGCUCGUAACAGAUAUUUGGCAAAUUAUUUUUCUCCUCAACCAUCCUACUACGUGUACGGUAAGCGUCAUUAGAGAGUGCUAGCGUCCAGAACGGGGGGUCGACUGACCGUGCAGCCCUCGUCACCUUACUACACGAGCGUCUUAUACAGCGUCGCAAAAAUCAUCUGCGACAAUUCCCUAACGUGUAUAAAAUUAAUAUCGAGGGCUGUCCUUCUGCUAACAUAGUGUCCAUUUGUUCUUUUACGCCUGUAGACUGACAUGGAGCUUUCUAAUCAUCUUUCAAUUGCAGAAACAUAAACCAUCUGGUAAUACUCCAGCGCGCAGGAGGUCAUAUCGGCUAUUAAAUGCCUACGCUUAUUUGCAUCUUCCGUGCAUUCCACAUCUCUAAACUCCACGAGCGUUCUACUAGACAUCGACGUGUCUCCUAAGUAACAAUUAUGAAAGGCGCUUAAAAAUAUGGAGUUCGAGUAGUAUGCUGUCAGAAGUUGCGUCGAAACUUACGUGCUUGUCAUUUCAUAUACUCAUCGUUUCUAAGGUUAAGGUGUUUAAGGAAACUUCCGAGAGAUUUCGCAUUUCGCAACGAUUUGCUACGAUACCAAAGUAUUUUAUAGAGUAGAUUUUACUGACUAAACGACUAUACGUAACACCAGAGACUUUCACGUUUAUUUCUGUGGGAAGGGAUUCUGUCCUCUUUUCAUACGUAUUGUUUGUUACAUUCGCCACCGAUAGUAGUCUCGCUGGUUUUGAAUGCAAGUCGGCAUGAAUGUGUAUACGCGCGUGAUCGUUAUAUGCUUGCGUUAUAUGUUGUACGUUCCCAGUGUUCUUUUUUUCUGGUCCUAGAGUUAGGAACAAUCUAAUCACUCAAGUACCUUCUUAAAAGAUGUCUGAAAAGAACAGCACAUAUCAGUAUGCGUCAGAAGGCGCUUGUUUUUUACGUUUAAGUGUACUUUUUUAUACAGCGCAACAGAAAUACUUAUACUGUGUCCAAUGUAAUUGGACGCUCAUACUAAACAAUGUAUAGAUCUGCAAAUAAUAAA